GUUAUAGCAAAUCUUCCAAAGCAAAAUUCGCUGUUCCAUGAGUGAGGAGCACUGCAAUCCGUAGAGCCGCACUGAGAAUCUGACCGGCGCUUCUUUGUGUGAGCUAUUGUAAAAGAGAUGGGUUGGACGAAAGAGCAGCUCCUUGCUCGUUUGCAGGAACUUCAGAUAGACUUUUCCAAGUAUGAACAUCCAGUUGUUUUGACAGUUGAAGCUCAGGCGAAGUAUGUUGGGCACAUGAAAGGCGCAUUGAGCAAAAAUCUUUUCUUGAAGGACAAGAAGCAAAGAUUUUAUAUUGUGUCUGCAUUGACGGAGACAAAGGUAGAUCUGAAAGUUCUGUCUCAGAGGCUUGGUCUGGGAAAAGGAGGUAUAAGAAUGGCCCCAGAAGAAGCACUUGGAGAAAUUCUUCAGGUGCCCCUAGGUUGUGUUACUCCUUUUGCACUCGUGAAUGAAUCGGCAAGGCAUGUUUCUUUAUUAUUAGAUCAAGGUUUUAAAAAUCACGAGUGCUGUUUCUUCCACCCAUUGUCUAACGACUCGUCAAUCGCACUUAAUGUUCGUGAUCUUGACAAGUUUCUAAAUUCAAUUGGAAAAACCCCUGCCUAUGUUGACCUGGAGGCUAACCCUGCAGUAGGAAAGGAUCAACCUCCAGAUCUAGCUAUGCUUGUUCCAUCUGAUGUGAAAAUCUUGGCUGAAACUCCAGAAAAACAGGGAUCCUCUCAAGGUUCUGAAAAGAAUCAUAUCUCUGUGAAUAACCAACCUACAGCUGUGACAGUGGCAAAAGCUGUAAAACCGUCCACUGCUUCCACAAAGGAGAAAUCACCUGGUGCAGUGCACUUGUCAAUCUCCUAUGCUGACCCUGACAAAUUUGUUGAAGAGAUUUUGGAGAAGACAAGAACCACAGUUCUUGCAGAGAUUACAGAGGAGAACAUAGAGAAACAUCGAGACCAACUUGCUACGAUGAUUUCAAACAGUAUAAGCAAACAACUUGGGUUGGAGUUGAAGAACAUUUCUACAAUAUUCAAGAACACGGCAUACACAGAAGGCUUCAAAGCUGGAAUUCAUCAUCAACCGAGGAGAUUGUAAAAUUAUUAACAUUCAUCACAAACAUAGAGACACCAAAUACUAGACAAAAAGUUGUUUGGAACACAUGGCAUGGAAUUGUUUGGCUGCAUUCUUUCAUAUGUAAUACGGCUUGAACUAAUGCCAUUCUUUAGUCUGGUCGACUUAGGGUGACAGUUUCGGAUUAUUACAAGAUUUCCAUUGAAUUCAUGACCCUUCAUGUUUUAUCAGUUAAGCAACCUUGAUUUGGUUCUGCUGCA
This is a messenger RNA of Sesamum indicum (sesame), 1316 nucleotides long. Its product is annotated as YbaK/aminoacyl-tRNA synthetase-associated domain-containing protein. NCBI's taxonomy places the organism in Eukaryota, Viridiplantae, Streptophyta, Magnoliopsida, Lamiales, Pedaliaceae. The record is from RefSeq and is a predicted model, not a curated record. Gene Ontology annotation, molecular function: aminoacyl-tRNA deacylase activity.